CCCUAUCAAGGCCCUUAGGAGCUUAUAUUGUUUACAUUUUAAACAUAAACAAUGAGAAAUGUUGGGAUAGUUUAUGUGGUGGCCCUUGUGGCGAUCACCGUGCUUCAAGCAGCGGAGGCGGUGGUGAUUCCGGUCGGUGGUGACAGUGGUUGGAUACGGCCUCCUAAUCCUAACUUCUAUUCCUCUUGGGCCGCGGGUUUAAAUUUUAUCGUCGGAGAUAUUUUAGUGUUCAAUUUUGCGACGGGAGGUCACGACGUGGCCGGAGUGACAAAAGACGGUUACGACAACUGCAACACAAACAAUCCUAUAUUCUUAAACACCACAUCCCCUUUCUCUUUCACCCUCGAUAAACUUGAGGAUUUCUUUUUCAUCUGCACCAUCCCCGGCCACUGCUCUGCCGGCCAGAAAUUGGCCAUCACCAACCUCCAACAAUCACCGCCACCUACCUCCCCCAAUUCUCCCCCCGUUUCCGGCAACGAGCCACCACCAACUCCUCCUGCCUCCCCUAAUUCUCCACCCGUUUCGAGUGAAAUGCCACCGCCACCAAACUCAGCCACCAGUAUUAUGGCCUCUAUAUUCACUGUUGCCUUCGUCUCCAUCGCUGUCAGCUUCAUAAUAUAUUAAUCACUCAUCGUUUUCUUUCUUUGUUUUAGUAAUUAUUAAUGCUUGGCUUAUUACAUAAAAGUUGACGGGGUUUUGUCAACGGCGCUAUUUUCAUUAUUGUAUUGAGAUUUUUAUUUCUUUU
Messenger RNA from Cucumis melo (muskmelon), 745 nucleotides. RefSeq names its product umecyanin-like. NCBI's taxonomy places the organism in Eukaryota, Viridiplantae, Streptophyta, Magnoliopsida, Cucurbitales, Cucurbitaceae. The record is from RefSeq and is a predicted model, not a curated record. Gene Ontology annotation, molecular function: electron transfer activity. Gene Ontology annotation, cellular component: plasma membrane. Bases 52 to 624 code for a protein of 190 amino acids. The transcript is spliced from 2 exons.